AUGGAGUAUCUACACAAUGAUUACCAUGAAACCGUUAUGCAUUGCGACUUAAAGCCAAGCAAUGUGCUCUUUGACGAGGACAUGAUUGCACAUGUCGCAAAUUUUGGCACUGCAAGGCUACUAGAAGUUGAUGAUGGAUUUGCGUUCGCCAUGAGCAUGUGUGGCACAACUGGGUACAUGUCACCAGAGUAUGGGUUGUAUGGGAAAGUGUCACUAAACAACAAUGUGUUUACUUAUGAGAUCAUGCUCCUUGAAGUCUUUAGUGGAAAGAGGUCGGCAUAUGCUAUGUUUGUUGGAGAAUUGAGCCUAGAUGGUGGGUUCACUAGUUGUUUCAGGCAGAUCAGCUUGCUCAUGCUGUGGAUAGACGACUACUCAAUGCUCCGACAUGGGCAUUGA
Molecule: messenger RNA, 396 nt
Organism: Triticum aestivum (bread wheat)
Lineage: Eukaryota; Viridiplantae; Streptophyta; Magnoliopsida; Poales; Poaceae
Product: probable LRR receptor-like serine/threonine-protein kinase At3g47570
Exons: 2
Coding region: 1-396 (131 amino acids)
Biological process (GO): protein phosphorylation
Molecular function (GO): protein kinase activity; ATP binding
Source: RefSeq, a predicted model, not a curated record